AUGCUCGGAAAUCAUCACUCACUGCAGCCUUUGGGCUGCUCUCAACCUUCUCUGACGGACCCUCUGGACCCCAAGUCCAGCUUUGUAUACUUCAACUCGAAAGAGCGGAAGAUUUUCAGGCGUGCCCUGGGCGAAGGCAAGUCUAGGGAGGAGGCCUUAAAAAUGGCCAAAACACUGCUACAAGAGGCGAUAAUAGACUUCACGAUUGAGAACUCGAGCGCGGACGUAAAGCCCGCGGUCGACAGUUGCGUACCUCGAGGUGGGUGGCUUCUUGUCAUCUGCUCGAACGCUCAAACGGCGACGUGGCUAAAAUCAAACGCCCAGUUUAUUAAGACCAAGUGUCGCUUGGACGUUAACUUUUUGGAGGAAAAUGAGUUCCCUCGAACUCGUGUAAUCCGAGGAUAUUUCCCCCAGAGUCUGCAGCUCAGUAACGAGAAGAUUCUGAACACCAUCACUGCUCAGAAUCGCAUUUCGACCGGUAGCUGGGAGAUAUCGCACAGGCUGCCAAGUGGUCAGUUUGUACAUUUGGUACUACUCAUUGACCACGUAUCAAUGACGAGACUCGCUGCGGUGAAUGGUCGGAUAGCCUACAGAUUCGGGAAACAUAAAAUUACAUCUGAGGGACACUUCGCCUACGAAGGAGCCGCAGAGUGUUGA
This is a messenger RNA of Rhagoletis zephyria (snowberry fruit fly), 657 nucleotides long. RefSeq lists its product as uncharacterized. The record is from RefSeq and is a predicted model, not a curated record. Lineage: Eukaryota; Metazoa; Arthropoda; Insecta; Diptera; Tephritidae.